AUGAAAAAGGCUGGGCCUAAGCCUAUUCUGAUGGUCCGUAAGGACAAGUGCAAAGGAAAGGCUAAGGCUAAGGUAAAGGCUAAGGACAUUGGCAAGGCCAAGCCCAACAAAGGAAAAGCUGUAUUGAAACCUAAAGGAAGAACUGCUAAGGGAGGAAAAUGUUUCCAUUGUGAUAUAUUGUAUGCUUUAAGCAUGAUAAGUUGGUACCAAGUAGAUCCCGAUGAAGGUCAUUGGGUCGCAGUUAAAAAUAUCCUUAAGUACUUGAGAAGGACUAAGGAUACAAUCCUUAUAUAUAGAGGUGAGAAAGAGCUGAGUGUAAAAAGUUACACUGAUGCUAGUUUCCAAACCUACAAGGAUGACUCACAAACACAAUCAGAUUUUGUGUUUUUCCUUAAUGGUGGUGCAGUGAGUUGGAAAAGGUCAAAGCAAGAUACAAUAGUUUAUUCUACAACUAAAGCCGAGUACAUUGCAACUAGUGACAUUGCAAAAGAGUCUUUUAGGAUCAAAAAGUUCAUAUAUGAACUAGAGGUUGUGCCUAGCAUAUCAAAUGCUAUAGAACUUUUUUGUAACAACAACGGAGUUAUUGCACAUGCAAAAGAACCCAAAUCUCACUAG
Gossypium raimondii (Peruvian cotton) is the source of this 615-nucleotide messenger RNA. RefSeq names its product secreted RxLR effector protein 161-like. NCBI's taxonomy places the organism in Eukaryota, Viridiplantae, Streptophyta, Magnoliopsida, Malvales, Malvaceae. The record is from RefSeq and is a predicted model, not a curated record. Bases 1 to 615 code for a protein of 204 amino acids. The transcript is spliced from 2 exons.